CUGUCAUUUAAAAGCGAAAGAUUUGAUAUCGAAGAAUGGCCAUUUACCCUUCUCUGAUCACAAUGCAAUGCUUCAUUGUUUUGGUUUGUAUCUCCAUUUUCAGCUCCACAGUUACAGCAAGCGACCCUCCUCUAACAUUGGACUACUACAAGUCAACAUGUCCCAAUGUGUUUGAUAUUGUGAGGAAAGAGAUGGAGUGUCAUGUCCUCUCGGAUCCUCGCAAUGCGGCUUUCGUCGUCCGGUUGCAUUUCCAUGACUGUUUCGUUCAGGGCUGUGACGGGUCGAUUUUGCUCGAUGAUACAAUCGACUUACAAGGAGAGAAGAAGGCCUCGACAAAUGGAUUAAAUUCACUAAAGGGUUUCAGAAUCAUUGAUAAAAUUAAGAACAAGCUUGAAUCCGAGUGCCCUGGGAUUGUUUCUUGUGCCGAUCUCCUCACAAUUGCAGCCAGAGAUGCUGUGAUUCUGGUUGGUGGACCUUACUGGGAUGUACCAGUGGGACGAAAGGACUCGAAAACAGCUAAUUCUGAUCUCUCUAGCCAAAACAUUCCUACUGCAAAUGAGGGUCUUCUCGGUAUCAUAUCCAAAUUCCUUUAUCAAGGUCUCUCGGUGACGGACGUGGUAGCUCUUUCUGGGGCUCACACCAUCGGAAUGGCGCGCUGCGAGAAUUUUCGAGCUAGAAUUUACGGAGACUUUGGAGCAACUUCAGGGAUGAAUCCGUUAUCGGGUUCAUAUCUCGGCAAAUUGAAAUCAGUUUGCCCUGCAAUAAGUGGACCAGGAGACAACAAUGUGACAGCAAUGGAUAAUUUCACACCGGAUCUUUUCGACAAUUCUUUCUACAAUACGCUUUUGAGAGGUGAAGGGUUGCUUAAUUCAGACCAAGAACUGUAUUCCAGCGUAUUCGGUAUCGAAACCAGAAAGCUUGUCCGUAAAUAUGCAGAGGACCCUGUCGCUUUCUUCAACCAGUUCUCGGAUUCGAUGGUGAAACUGGGGAAUAUUACCAAUUCGGAUAGCUUUGUCAAUGGUGAAGUGAGGAAGAACUGCAGAUUUGUCAACACUUGAAGAAGGAAGAACUGCAAAAACACCAGCAUUUAGUAAUGAAUUGUUGGUUUGUGUCAAGAAGAAAGAAAUAAACUUUUUCUACAAGUUAUUGUUUUCAUUGAGUUGAAGAGAAAAAAAAAAGAUAGUAAGUUCCCUUGUACACCAAGAAAAGGCGAUUGAAGUUUAUGUAGAAGAUUAAUUUCAAACCAACAAUACAAAUAUAAUCCACUCUCCCAUUGAAAAUUUCUUGUCAAAGUUUCUGUUUUUCAUAUAUGUUCAUAGGAUCAUAUUUC
Hibiscus syriacus is the source of this 1330-nucleotide messenger RNA. RefSeq names its product peroxidase 11-like. The transcript has 5 exons. The record is from RefSeq and is a predicted model, not a curated record. Lineage: Eukaryota; Viridiplantae; Streptophyta; Magnoliopsida; Malvales; Malvaceae. The coding region runs from base 36 to 1058 and encodes 340 amino acids. Gene Ontology annotation, biological process: response to oxidative stress; hydrogen peroxide catabolic process. Gene Ontology annotation, molecular function: peroxidase activity; heme binding.